Messenger RNA from Amborella trichopoda, 2834 nucleotides. Its product is annotated as transketolase, chloroplastic. Gene Ontology annotation, molecular function: transketolase activity. Gene Ontology annotation, biological process: pentose-phosphate shunt. Lineage: Eukaryota; Viridiplantae; Streptophyta; Magnoliopsida; Amborellales; Amborellaceae. Gene Ontology annotation, cellular component: cytosol. The record is from RefSeq and is a predicted model, not a curated record.
UACUUGCACUCUCUCUCUCUCUCUCUCUCUCUCGCUCCGAGUCGUCAAGGUUGAAAAGUGCUGCAGCAGCCUCACCAACCCUAAAUCUAAAUUCUUUUCGGCCUUUCUGCCUCGAUUAAAAGCUUCAAAUUUCGGGCAAAAGCUGCGUUGUUCAGAGCCCUUAUUUUCCCCUCUCUACAUUGUGCUACGUCUGCCAUUGUUGGUCGAGAUAGGGUUUCGAGAGAUCGAGGGUCAAUCCUCCUUGUAUCUAGUUCGAAAAUUGACAGAAACAGUUGGAGAGAGAAAGGAAGAUACAGAGGAAAAAUGGCGUCGUCGUCUCUGGGCAUGUAUCAGGCCCCAUUGGCAGGGGCACCAGCAGCAGCAGAGCGCAGAUCCUCAUCAUCUGCAACGCUGCCUUUGCCCCUGCCUUCUAAGCCCAACACACCCGCCAUACUCCUAAAUAACAACUUUCUGAGGGGGACUAAGGUGGUGUUGAGUCGCAGGAGCAGAGCAAGGAAGCCAUCGACAUCAAUGCAGGCAGUAGUGAGGGCGUCAGCAGCUGUCGAGACACUGGACCAGACGAGCACGACUGAAUUGAUAGAGAAGUCGAUCAACACCAUCAGAUUUCUUGCAAUUGAUGCGGUUGAGAAGGCCAACUCUGGGCACCCUGGCCUCCCCAUGGGGUGUGCCCCAAUGGGCCACAUCCUCUACGACGAGGUGAUGCGCUACAACCCAAAGAACCCAUACUGGUUUAACCGUGAUCGCUUCGUGCUCUCUGCUGGCCAUGGAUGCAUGUUGCAGUACGCUCUCCUCCACCUUGCCGGCUACGACAGCGUCAAGGAAGAAGAUUUGAAAUCCUUUAGGCAGUGGGGAAGCAAGACCCCUGGCCAUCCUGAAAACUUCGAGACUCCUGGCAUCGAAGUCACAACUGGUCCUUUGGGCCAAGGAGUUGCAAAUGCUGUCGGGUUAGCUCUUGCUGAGAAACAUUUAGCUGCCAGAUACAACAAGCCCGGUUUUGAGAUUGUCGAUCACUACACAUUCUGUAUUCUUGGAGAUGGAUGUCAAAUGGAGGGUAUCUCCAAUGAGGCUUGCUCCUUGGCUGGGCACUGGGGUCUUGGGAAGCUCAUUGCUUUCUAUGAUGACAACCACAUCUCCAUUGAUGGUGACACCGAAAUUGCCUUCACUGAGACUGUUGAUACACGUUUCGAGGGCCUGGGUUGGCAUGUCAUCUGGGUUAAGAAUGGUAACACCGGGUACGAUGAGAUUCGUGCUGCCAUUGAAGAGGCUAAGGCUGUUAAGGACAAACCCACUCUCAUUAAGGUUACCACCACCAUUGGUUAUGGGUCCCCAAACAAGGCCAAUUCGUACAGUGUUCAUGGAAGUGCCUUGGGAGCCAAGGAGGUGGAUGCCACCCGCCAGAACCUUGGAUGGCCAUAUGAGCCUUUCCAUGUCCCAGAUGAUGUCAAGAGUCAUUGGAGCCGGCAUGUUUCCGAAGGUGCUUCCCUGGAAGCAGAAUGGCAAGCCAAAUUGGCAGAGUAUGAAAAGAAGUACAAGGAGGAAGCUGUAGAAUUCAAGGAACUCAUCUCUGGUCAACUGCCAGAUGGGUGGGAGAAGGCUCUCCCAGUGUACACCGCUGAGAGCCCUGCUGACGCCACCCGAAACCUAUCCCAGCAAUGCCUCAAUGCGCUCGCUAAGGUCCUUCCAGGACUCCUCGGUGGCAGUGCAGAUCUUGCCUCCUCGAACAUGACAUUGCUGAAGAUGUUUGGGGACUUCCAGAAAGAUACCCCCGAGCAGCGGAAUGUGCGGUUUGGUGUGAGGGAGCACAGCAUGGGUGCUAUUUGCAAUGGGAUUGCCCUCCACAGUGGCCUCAUACCCUACUGUGCCACCUUCUUUGUUUUCACAGAUUACAUGAGGGCUGCCAUGAGGAUAUCAGCUCUAUGUGAAGCCGGUGUCAUAUACGUGAUGACCCAUGAUUCCAUUGGGCUUGGGGAGGAUGGGCCCACCCAUCAGCCCAUUGAGCAUAUUGCGAGCUUCAGGGCCAUGCCCAACAUCCUGAUGCUCCGCCCAGGGGACGGGAACGAGACGGCCGGUGCUUAUAAGGUCGCGGUCCUCAACAGGAAGAGGCCCUCGGUGCUCGCCCUCUCUCGCCAAAAGCUCCCCCAGCUAGCAGGCACGACGAUUGAGGGAGUUGAGAAAGGAGGGUACAUUGUGAGCGACAACUCAAUGCGCAACAAGCCUGAUCUCAUCCUUAUCGGCACCGGUUCUGAGCUGGAGAUCGCUGUAAAGGCAGCAGAUGAGAUCAGGAAGGAAGGGAAGGCAGUUAGGGUUGUGUCCCUUGUGUCAUGGGAGCUGUUUGACGAGCAGUCGGAUGAUUACAAGGAGAGUGUCCUCCCUGCUGAGGUGACGGCAAGAGUGAGUGUGGAGGCAGGGUCAACAUUUGGGUGGGAGAAGAUUGUCGGAAGCAAAGGUAAGAGCAUUGGGAUCGACCGGUUUGGUGCCAGUGCUCCUGCCGGAACCUUGUACAAGGAGUUUGGCAUUACUGUGGACAAUGUCAUUGCAGCGGCCAAGUCCCUUUUGUAAUUUCUUGAUGCAUUCAUUCCUCGAAGCUGUUGCUGGUACUCUUGAGCUUGGGUUCUCUACAGUUUGUAUUGGUUACAUACAGUAGAGUAGAAUAGAGCUAUGAUACCAUUAAGAGAUUUGAGGUGGAGGCCUCUUAAUGUAAUAAGGAACCCUUAUUCUCCUUUUUAUUUCUUGUGUUUUGGUCUAUGGAGCAGAGCUUAUUCUAAAGCUUCUGAACAUUUUCUUUGAAUUCACGAGUUCUGAUUGAAUGAUUAUCUACCCCUUUUUUGAAGGCA